This is a messenger RNA of Danaus plexippus (monarch butterfly), 7132 nucleotides long. It is a transcript of the gene fid, whose product is annotated as protein piccolo. Gene Ontology annotation, biological process: tRNA wobble uridine modification. Gene Ontology annotation, cellular component: cytoplasm; nucleus. Bases 318 to 4718 code for a protein of 1466 amino acids. The record is from RefSeq and is a predicted model, not a curated record. Gene Ontology annotation, molecular function: tRNA binding; S-adenosylmethionine-dependent methyltransferase activity. The transcript has 8 exons. NCBI's taxonomy places the organism in Eukaryota, Metazoa, Arthropoda, Insecta, Lepidoptera, Nymphalidae.
UGUGGACACAGCGUCACGCUGGUCGAAGCUCUGUUCCGUUUACAAAAAACCCAUUUCCCAAACGCGCUUUACAAUAUAAAAAUAUCAAAGGGAUUACGUUUACGUGUAUAGAAGGAAUCGCCUAUAUUAAAAUCUAAGAUUUAGCUCCCAAUACAUUCCAACGAUGGUGCACUGAGUGAAGAACGAACGGAUCAACCGAUUUUGGUUCACCAAUGAAAGCUCAAGAAAAACCAAUCUUUAUUGAGCUAUGACAACAGAGACACACAGACAAACUGGCAGACGAAUAUGAUAAUGUUGAGCAAAAUGCUCUGUCGGUGAUGGAUGGCGGGGAGGCGUGGUCGCGCGAGUGCGCGGGUCGCGGGGCGGCCCUCGAGCGUACCUACGUUCACGAGGUGUAUGAGCAGGCCGGUGACGACGCGACCACGCCGGCACCCGCCGUGCGAUCCUUCAUCAGCGACCUAGAACCCGGCAGUCUGGUUUGUGAUAUAGGUUGCGGCAACGGCAAGUAUCUAAACGUGAACCCAUCCGUGUUCGCGGUAGGGGGAGACCGUUGCACGAGGUUGGCUGCGCAAGCGCAUCAUAACAACAAUGAGGUGGUGGUGUGCGACAAUCUAUGUCUACCGUUCCGUGAUGAGUCGUUCGACGCGGUUCUGUCUAUCGCUGUGGUACAUCACUUCGCGACAGUUGAGCGUCGUGCGAGCGCGUUGCGAGAGCUUGCGAGAAUCACAAGGAUCGGUGGCAGAUUACUGCUCACUGUGUGGGCUAUGGAACACGAAGGGAGGAACUUCCACUCUCAGGAUGUCUUAAUACCGUGGCAUCGUCCAGCGACACUGUGUCCACCGCCACCCGCCCCAAGAUUCCUUUCAGUAGACUACGAGCAAUACGCUGAACCAUGGAAAAGCCGUGACGGCUCCCCGGGAUCAUCAUCACUCUCGUCACCGAAUGAAACUUGUUAUUCAUUUGUUCGAAGAGCUCUACAACGGCUAGCUGGACGACGUUCAUUCCUUCCUUCAUGGACCAUUGGCCCUAGAGUCAACCAAAGACAAUGCUCUCGCCCUGAACCAUUAGCCGCUGAUCUGCCCAUAGAGUUGAGAAGGCUAGACGAAUUUUUACCUCCACGACUGAUAUCGCAACCAUCGGAUGCGUCGACAAUGAAAUCUCGCAGCUUAACCGACAUCGCGGAUACGGAACGACGAGCGCUUGUACGAUCUAGAUCCAGUCUGCCGAGUCUUGGGGGCGACGAAGCCGAACCAGAACCGGAAAAACCAGUACAGGUCGUUGAACCGCGAAAGAAACCUCGACUGGUGAAACAAAAGAAAUCUAUUAACGAAGACGACGCUGAGGAAGAUUUAGAUAAACCGACGGACAUGAAAAGCUUAGUUGAAGAAAUGCCUAAUUUUAAAAUUCAUACACAGAAAUUACAAUCGAAGAAACCUGGGGUAUUUAAGCAAACAUCUCUUAACGAGGAGCUAAUGUCUGUGGAAAGGUUGAGGGAGAAGGAACGUUUGAGAAAGAAUAUACAAAAACAAGCGUCUCUAAACGAAGAAUACUUGUACCGCAGACCGGGUGCUCUCGAUUCAAUCCGCGACUCUAUAUUUUCAACAUCCGCAACAACAGCCAAAAAAUUCCAAUCCCUAAAAAACGGCCUUACGAAUAAAUUCAAAACAUCUACAACGAAUAUAGAUAAAGUUACUGUGUUUGUAAGAAUGCUUCAAGGGUGGAAGAAUCAUGGCCCGGUACCGGAAGUUCCUACACCAAGUGACAAUAACGCAAACAUGGAGAAGAAUUAUCCGGAAAGACGUCAUUCAAAAGAGGAUGGAUCAGAUUCCUCUAAAGAUAGUAGUCUUCAAAGUGACACGAGUGUUGAUUCAGAAGAUAGUUUCGCGUCGGUUAUAUAUGUGCCUAAAGCAGACGGUUCCGGGGAUCCAUUAUCUCCCACACCAUUAUCCCCCGGUCCGACAUCCCCGCGUUUAAAAGUUUCAUCAGUACCGACAUCGCCCAGAAUGAAAUCUUCUCCAGGGUUACCGUCUCCCCGGAUCAAACAAGCAUUUCCUCUCAUCCGCCCUCCAGCUUCACCAAACGCAGUACAGGCUUCAGGAGCGGUUCAUAACAAGAUUUUAGUCGCACAAUACAGUUUAAAAAAUUAUACCACAACUAGCAUUAAUACGGUCCCCAUAAAACCGUUAUCAAAGAGCCAACCCAACUCACCUCCGAAACCAGAACCCGAAGAAAAUGUUCUUAAGACAGAAAUUAGACCAAUACCUAAUUCAGUUAUAACGAAACCUCCGCCGAUUCAGAUAUAUGAAGAAAUAGAUCAGAUUCCACCAAUAGAAGAAGAAGGCGAAGAAGAAACGCCCACCGAAGUAACAAAAGAACUGAUAGCAGAAAUCAAUAAGGACAUCGAAGAAAUACAUAAACUCACAGCUGAAACCGACGAUUUCAUGCCACGAGUCUUACAAGACAUAAAACCUUAUCCAAAAAUCACUCUGCAAACUGUCGCAGAAUUACCUGAAAUACCAAAGUUUAAGCCCAAAGGUCCGAGUAAAUCACCAACAAGUGACACAUUAGAUAAAUCAGCGGAUAGAAAGAGAAAGGAGAGAAUACGGCAAAUCAAAGAUAUGUUAAAUAAAGGAAUUCCAAGCAUAAAUAUAAGUCGAAGACCACCGUUUCCUAUAGUCCGUAGUACAAGUAAAGCGGAUCCAAUAGCUAAGAGCCAUCCAAAACUGAUGACCCUAGAACUAUUCAAUCCUGCGACAGACGAUAUGGACAGUGACUCGAGCGGCGUAUCAUCACCAGAUUCUGUUGACAGUGUGAUCAGCGUUGUGCCGGAUGAGCUACGCAAAACUGCUCUCGAGAAAGAUCUACCUAAUCCCGCCGAAGUCAAAACAGAAGACAUAAACACCACAGAUAAAUCACCCUCAUUACCAAAUACAUCUCAAAAUUUAAUAGAAGCCGUCGCUGAAGUCGCACAAACAUUAGACGAAACAUGCGACACAGUUAUACAAUCGAGUCCGAGAUCUAAGAGAAAACAAUUAGAGAAAAUAGAAAGUUCUGAAGCGAUCGCCAUCGUGCAAGGAGCUUCCAGCAGUAGCAGCAGUAGCAAUUGGAGUUUAAACAAGCUGUCACCUGGUGACCUCCGAAUAUUAGAGGACAGGUCAAGGUCACAUUCCAAUACCACCUCCAGCGGCAGUUCCUCCAGCCUAGAACGCCUAUCCCCAGGACGAAGAUCCAAAGAUCGUUCACCAAAACAAGGAAGCAUCAACAAUUCAACAUGGAGCUUAAAUAGACUCUCCCCGAAUAGACCCGAAGGGCGAUCCCUUGAUGAGAAUCUAGGGAAAAACCAUAGAAGCCCGACCCGACUUCCAUACGACUCGCUAUCUAUAUCCAGCACAGAUUCAGAAAAAUCGAUUUCCAAAUCAGACAGUUUUAAUAGAAUACAAAACGAACCGCUCAUAACGUGCAGGUCUGAUAUGUUGGCUAAAGAAGAGGAAUGGAUUAACGAGCCGAACGAUCGUAAUCAACACUUGACAGAAUUCGCUGAGAAACUCAGCGAGAAGUUAUUACAGGAAAUCGAUCAAUAUUCGAAGCGUAUAAACGAAGAAGAUUUCGACCUCCCGAGUAGUAGUAGCAGCGAAAAAAGCAUCUCUCUUAGACUAAAACGAGAAGAAGAAGAUAGAAAUACUCAGAAAAUAUUAGACGAGCUCUCCGACAGCCUACAGCAUCUCGAAGAUCCGUCUAAUAAAUUCAACAAUGAUAACCAACAAAGCAAAAUAAACAACGAAAAAUAUAAAUAUACAACGGGUCAAGAGACACAGGAAUCUGAUAUCAAUAAGCUGUUCCCGAAAUGCAGCACCAAAUCCAAAAGCAAGAAGAGAUGCAAAGAUGUUGAUCCGAUCAUUAACAAGUAUAGAGAGCUGAAGAAAAGCAUUCGAGUGACCAGCGAGGAGGACAUAUAUUUAAAUAACUGUGCCAACAUACAAUACAACGUUAGACCUGUUAUAGACGAGAGAAGUUUAACUGAGAUCGAUACCAAAAACCCAGACGACGACAGCGCUAUAUCCUCAAGCAACGGAAAUCCCGAGAUAACGAUAGAGUCCGGAACAUACGACACGAGCCAAUCAUUAGAGACAGGAUACUCACUGGAAUCUGAAAUAAGCGUGGAUUCAUUGUGCACGAGCACCGAGAAACGUUCCUCGCUGAAGGUGGGCCAGUCGACCGACUCUAGCGACCUGGAUAAAAUGGAGAUCAGUCCUGAAUCCAUCACAUCCCGCUCCAGCGCUAGCACCGCUCCAUUAAAAUCUGGCUUUUCCAUCGAAAGCAGCGACACAUCCGCUGGCAGUGACUGGAGCAGGAGAGAUAAAACCGGCAGCACAGCGUCUUUGGGCUGCGCUAGUUUGGCCUCUCUACCGUCGUGUAGUGAGUGCUCCAAAGAGAGAAAGCUUCUAGAGACCCGCUCGUGCUCAGAGGACGCAGCGCCUGCUGUCCUCCCCCGGCCGAUCCCUCACGCACCACUCCUACCAUCUCUCAGCGACGGCUCCGACAGUCUACCGUCCGAGGGCGGCGCGGUCACCUACCAUCGAUACUACCACGUAUUCAAGAAAGGCGAACUCGAUCAGCUCAUAGAGAAAUACGUGGAGAGCCUGCACGUCGUCUCCUCGUACUACGACCAGGCGAGCUGGUGUGUUAUCGCCGAGAAAGUACAAGUGUGGACUAUAUAAAUAAAAUAUUUAACUCCUGGUAUAACCCUGUUCUCGGUCGUACCGAGACGAAGUAAAUCAUUGUGAUUUAUAAUAUGUAUUAAGAUGCUGUACAGUACAACUCGUUUAGGACAUUAAGUGCAGUGAAUCGAAUAUCCAAGUGACCUUCAGGAACUUUGUGAGGACUAGGGAUAACCUGUCCGACGAUAGUUAACGUGCGAGUGGCCAAAAGCAUAGCUUCGUUUUUUAUUAUAUGCUAGAUCUUUGGUACAUACUUGAUAGUUAUAUACUCGAACAAUCACUCCCUCUUCAGAGUUUAGUCGGAACUUCGACUCGUAUUUCGAAGGGAUCUGGUAUUGCUGAUGCGAUUUAAGACAUCGCAUAUUGAUAACUAAGAGCUUUAAAUAGUAAAAUUAAAUAUAAUAUAAAUAUACUACAGCGGCUCAAUACGACGUAAGCUAUUAUAGCUUAUGAACGGUGUACCUCGCGGAUACCGAAGGUAGUCAUGAAUUUAACAUCUAUGAAUCCAAUUUAUACCAUUCUCCAAGACCAAAGGUAUUAGAUAUUCUUAUAAUAGAUUUCCUUUUAUCAUACGUGAUAAAUUAUUCUAUGACAAUAAAAUAUUUAUAUUAUUUAAGAUAUUAAACAUUACAUAUCGCUGCAGAAUACUUUGUCGUUCGUAUCAAUCGCUUCUAAGGUUUUGGUUUAUGGUAUAAAUUAUGUGACGUUGAUUUAGAAGUGAAGAUUAUUUUCAUACGGUAUGAGCUGGCCUCGCUGUUGUAAUACAUUUAAUAUUUGUAUGAACUUUAUUUAAACCAUCCAUCCAUCCCGCGUUUCUUUUUUUCCACUCGAAAAUUUGGACCAUCUAGUGACGUCAUUAGCGGUCGAACAUUUACAGCCUUAUUAUAAUACUUGAGAGUACAAAUACUCAAUACUUGUUUAAUAUUACGUCUACGUCAUCUUAUAUCAAUUUCUGUACCAAUAGAAAUGCGCUAUUUUAUAUUAUUUUUCUUUUCAAAAUUAACUAACACAAAUAUUUAUGUUUCAGAAGUUAGAUAGAUGAAUUAAUAUAUUAGUUAAGUUUAUAUAGGAUUGUAACCGAUUUAUAUAACAAAAAUAAUAAAACAAAAUAUAGCUUUCGCUGAAUAUGUAUUCAAGUUUUUGUUACUGUGUAAAUAAACGCUAUAUAGUCGUAAGUAUGAAGCUAUUAGAGAUUAAUUACGUUAUCAAAAAAAGUGAGAUUAAAAUUAAAGUUAGUUUAGUACAGAUAUAACGUACUCCAUCGACGCGGACACGAUGAAUCUCUUGUAACAAAAAAAAAAUAUAUUUAUAACGAGGAAUAUUGACGAAGUAGCGGUUUUAGGAUUAUUUGCAUAGUAUAGACUAGACAUAUGAAGACAGCACAACACAACAAUAUUGAUUUUAUUGUAUUUUAUAUCUGCAGCGUUCCGAGGGUUAGUGUUUAAAGGGUUCCGUAUUGUUUAGCAAAAUAUCUUAAACUUACCGAUUUCUUCUCUAGAAACAAUAUUAUUUUGGUCUAUUCUGAUAUUUUAUUGUUAACCAAAUAUUAAUAUAAUUAAUAACUACUUCUGUUUAUACCUGGUUUUAGAAUUGUCUUAUUCUAAAACAAUUUUUUUUCAUUAAAACGUAGUGCAUAUCACUUCAAAAUUAUUUUCUCCUUCUUGUUUUAUUGCUUUUUAUAUUGUGUAUAUCAGAUGUACUCCGGUUACGUGACACGACUUUCUCAGAAACCAUAGAUAAACGCACGUAGUGAGUAAUAGUUCAUAUCUCGUAAUCUCCAAGUGACCAAAACGUGAUGUUUUAUUUUAUUUUAGUUAAUAUAUAUUCCGAGGGGUACGGCAUACCUUGAUUAAUUUCGAUUCAGGCCUUUACGACUAUCGUUUGUGGCGCUUUAAAGCGCUACAGAAGCUAUUUAUUAGAAGCGUAGCUUUGAUUGAUACAUAAAAUUCCAGCUAGCUUUGUACCGACGUUAUAAUUUAUUGUACCCUUCAACCUUCAGCGUAAGUAAUAUCCCGCCUAAAUCAGUUAAAAUCAAAGUUUAUAUUUUAUAUACGUCUUAUAAAUUCGAUUGCUAAAAUAACAUAAAUAUUGGCUUGUCUGUGAUAUCUGAUAAAUCUAGCGGAAGCGCUUCAACCAAAUUCCUUUUAUUUUUUUAUAAUAUAAUUUAACGUUUUUAUAUUUUUACGUGCUUUGUAUAUAUAUUAUAAUGUAUGGGAGUAUAUUUCUUUGAGCGCUUUUCAUCGCACAGAUAAUGAAUUUUUGCAUCGACCGGAUGGAAGCGGUUCUAACCGGUUAUGAUCACUGUUCGCUCUUUAACCAUGUAUUGAUACCAGUUAUACUUAUAAGCUUGUAACUUAUUGUACCUACAUUAUAUUAGGUGAAAACCUUCACAAUAAAAUGAAGACUUAAAUAUA